UAAGAUAUAAACGCCCCGGCCGUGCAGGCCGUGCUCAAUAUUCUAACAAGAUGGCGGAUCCGUUACCAUCUGGCUGGAUCGAAAAGGUGUCUCAAUCUACUGGUAAAACGUACUACUAUAAUCCAUCUACAAAACAAAGUCAAUGGGAGAGACCUGUAGGAGAUAAUAGUGAUCAAGUCCGAGCAUCCCAUCUUUUGGUAAAACACACUGAAUCACGCAGACCUUCCUCUUGGAAGCAAGAAGUUAUAUCGAGGUCGAAGGAUGAGGCUCUAGAAAUUAUUAAAGGUUACCGACAACGAAUCACCAAUGAUGAAAUAUCUCUUUCCAAACUGGCUGAAACAGAGAGUGAUUGCAGUAGUGCAAGAAACGGAGGAGAUCUUGGUUAUUUCGGUCCUGGACAAAUGCAAAAGCCAUUUGAAGAAGCCACAUUUGCGCUAACAGUUGGUGAGCUCAGUGAACCCGUGUUUACCGAUUCGGGAAUCCAUUUGAUUUUACGUACCGGUUGAUAAUGCCGUGUUUUAAAAAAUCAUGCUCUUACAAUCACGCUGAAGUGAAGGAAUCGCCCGUUGUUAUUUAUCAAUUUCUACGUCGAUAUUUAAAAAACACUUGCUGUGAAUCCAAUGCUUUCGAAAUGAAAAAAUAUAAAUUGUUUCA
Messenger RNA from Hydractinia symbiolongicarpus, 654 nucleotides. RefSeq names its product peptidyl-prolyl cis-trans isomerase NIMA-interacting 1-like. Gene Ontology annotation, molecular function: protein binding; peptidyl-prolyl cis-trans isomerase activity. The transcript is spliced from 4 exons. Bases 51 to 506 code for a protein of 151 amino acids. Gene Ontology annotation, cellular component: nucleus; cytosol. NCBI's taxonomy places the organism in Eukaryota, Metazoa, Cnidaria, Hydrozoa, Anthoathecata, Hydractiniidae. The record is from RefSeq and is a predicted model, not a curated record.